AUGGCAAGACAUGCUCCGACGGACGAUGUCCUACGCAACGCCUUUAGCAUAAUAUCAUCACUGACCGAAGAAAAACUAUUCUCCAAUGCUUGCACAAUACACGAGCAUUGCGAAGGCAUCUGUGAAAGCCUGUCGAACGACCUGGAACUGGUGUUUGGAGCAGAGGUCGAUUUCGGGGACCAGAUCAAGGGUGUUCCAACGAAGGGCAACCGAGGACCGCGAGAUGAAACCUGGCUUGAAUCACAAGACCCCCCGUUUCCACCUUACGAGUAUGAUUCAAUCAAUUCCGAAGCGGGGACAAUUCGUCUCCUGCGUGUGAACCGGGCUAUCUACCGGGCCGACGUCCUGGAAUGUGAAUUGAUAGUUUGCAACAUCCCGAAUAUCCCAGCGUACGACGCACUGUCAUACUGCUGGGGUCAGCCACUAUUCGAUCACAGCCUUCUCUGCAAUGGCCGGCGCAUGAACAUUGGCAAAUCUCUACAUGCAGCACUGCAACGUUACCGGCAAGCUGAAGAUAGCGAGAAGCAAGAGUACCUCUGGGCGGAUGCAAUCUGCGUUAACCAGAAGGAUACGUCCGAACGGAGUCAGCAACUUUCACUUAUGCGGCAAAUUUAUGAGUCUGCUCAGACCGUUCGGGUCGAUCUUGGAGACGCUCCAGUGACCGGAUGGUCUGAGGGAUACAAUUUGUGCCAAUUGCUCGACGUUGCCGAGCAGGAGGCGGGCCUCAUGAGAGAGCUGCAAAGCACCCAAGGCAGGGACGAAAUCACAACGGAGAGGAUAUUAGAGCGCUUUGGUCUGCCUGCUAUGGGCGAUCCUCCUUGGAUCGAUCUCUUGCGACUAUUCGAAUCACCAUGGUGGACUCGGACAUGGACUGUCCAAGAGAUUAUCAUGGCCCGCAGAGCCAGGCUGUGCCUAGGAAUUUUCAUGGUCCCAUGGAAGCAAUGUUGGACGGUGGUGCAAGUGAUCAAACGCCUUCAACUGACGAUUCCUACAGAAUCUUUCCCAAGCUUCGCAGCAACUGUCGGCUUUCUAAACUAUGACAAGAUCAGAAGACUAUCGCAGUGGAAUGCAUGUGCUCGCACGCAUUACGCCCCGCUCCUUGCGGUGAUGCAUGCAAAAGACUUCGAUGUCUCCGACCCGAGAGACAAGAUCAUCGGGCCGUUGACUCUGAUUGACGAAAAGCCAGCCGCAGGUAUUUCGCCGUUCUUACCCGACUACAGCCUAAGCGUCGGAACUUUCUAUCAGCGUUUCACCAUCCACUUGGUGGAACUCGGCCUCGGCCACCAUUUCCUGGACCUUGCGGGUUUGCACCGGAGACUGACUGGAUGGCACAAAACAAGUACGACGCAGUCCAAUACUUUAUUCGCUGAUUUGCGUAUUGUACCAGCCAAGCCAUAUCAUGCUAACGGACGGACGACUUUCCGGCGGGUUUUAGCUCCGACUGGUGACGGGGUCAACGCAGACACCAUGAUCGUGAAUGCAACAAUCCUAGACGGCAUCAAGGCUAUGACUGGUGUUCUAAAUGUAAGUGGUGCUAAAACAUGGCAACAAGGUGUCCAAAUUAUGUCUCGCACAAAACUAGAUUGGAUUCGUGAGGCCCAGAAUCUGGUAUUCAAAAGUGAAGGUGUGAUAGCAGCAACUGGCCGGUAUUCCGACCUACCAGAAGCCUUUGCCUGGACAACAUUAGGAAAUGGUCAGUAUGCCGGUAACAAGGCGAGGGAAGGAAAAGCGUUGAUCGAGAAUCCGCACGAUGCUCUUCGAAAAUUGCAGGCGCACCUCGAUCAAGUGGCAGAGGGUGCGCCGAUACGCUACUUAGAUUCUGCCAACCCGGUCCUCGCCGUUGUGUCCAAGCAAACGACGUCCGUGUGCAACGGGCGGAAGUUUGCCGUCCUUGAAGGCGGCUGGAUAGGUCUUGUGCCAGAGUGUGCAAACGAGGGCGAUGAGGUGUGGAUCAUCCAUGGGUGCCCAGUUCCCUUUCUGUUAAGACGGACAGGCACAAUCAUGCCUGACACUGGCAUUCAACCGAGGCUACUUGUCGGUGAUGCAUACGUGCAUGGUGUCAUGGAAGGUGAAGCUCUUUUCGGAAACAUUUGA
Molecule: messenger RNA, 2094 nt
Organism: Exophiala viscosa
Lineage: Eukaryota; Fungi; Ascomycota; Eurotiomycetes; Chaetothyriales; Herpotrichiellaceae
Product: heterokaryon incompatibility protein-domain-containing protein
Exons: 2
Coding region: 1-2094 (697 amino acids)
Source: RefSeq, a predicted model, not a curated record